AUGUCUGGUCGUGGAAAGGGAGGGAAGGGAUUGGGCAAGGGAGGUGCGAAGAGGCACAGGAAAGUGCUUCGCGACAACAUCCAGGGCAUUACGAAGCCGGCGAUUCGGCGGUUGGCGAGAAGAGGUGGCGUGAAGAGGAUCAGUGGAUUGAUCUAUGAGGAGACGAGAGGAGUGCUGAAGAUUUUCUUGGAGAAUGUGAUUCGUGACGCUGUGACCUACACAGAGCAUGCUAGGAGGAAGACGGUCACGGCUAUGGAUGUGGUCUACGCCCUGAAGAGGCAGGGAAGGACUCUCUAUGGGUUUGGAGGCUGA
Messenger RNA from Sphenostylis stenocarpa, 312 nucleotides. The record is from the annotation of a GenBank genome assembly. NCBI's taxonomy places the organism in Eukaryota, Viridiplantae, Streptophyta, Magnoliopsida, Fabales, Fabaceae.